AUGCUCUCCCGUCCACAGAUUGGCAUUCGAGAUCGUGCUUUCGGCUGUCCGCUUUCAUAUCUGCGGUGCCGAACUGACCCCAUCCGUUUUUUGCUGGAUGCAGAGGCUGCAAAGUGUGCAGGACGCAGUCGGCGCAGGUGUGGUUUGACCCUGCUCACCGCACUUGCCCUGCUGAGACAAAGACAUGUUCGGGUUUCGACCCGAGCUGUGAGCAAGCAGGACACCUGGAAGCGGCGGAAAAACUCUGAGCUUUACCGGGAACUGGAAGCCGACGCAGAGACAGCAGGAGAAGCACUGCAUGCAGCACCACGGCAGAAACCCGAGGUGCUUGCCCCAGCCGGCGGAUGGCCUCAAUUGCGUGCGGCCGUCCGUGCUGGCGCCGAUGCUGUCUACUUCGGUUUGGACGUGGGCCUCAACGCACGUGCGCGAGCCGCAAACUUCACCGCGGACGAACUGCCAGAAGUAAUGCGCUUCCUUCAUUCCCAUAGGGUGAAGGCCUAUGUCACACUCAACGUGCUAGUUUUCGACCAUGAGCUCUUCGACUCUGCAGAUUCAGGGCGUCCAGGCAGCGGCACAGCCAUCCAAGCACUUCAGGUGGUGGGGGACGCAAACGUCGACGCCCUCAUUGUACAAGAUGUUGGCCUGGCAUUGGCCUGUCGGGAGAUAUGUCCUCAUGUUCCAGUGCAUGCCUCAACACAAAUGUCAAUUACAUCUGCACCGGGUGCGCUGUUUGCACGAGAACUGCUGGGCACCGAGAGGGUCGUGCUGGGGCGUGAGCUGAGUAUCGACGAGAUCGCUGGCGUUUCUCGAGAUGCCGCCAAUGUUGAGGUUGAGGUAUUUGUCCACGGGGCUUUGUGCGUAUCCUACAGUGGGCAAUGCUUCUCAUCGGAAGCUUGGGGCGGGCGUUCGGCCAACCGUGGGCAAUGUGCCCAGGCCUGCAGGCUGCCAUAUGGAUUGAUAAAGGACGGCGAGCUUGUGGAUCUGGGCGAUGCUACUCGAUACUUGCUCUCCCCACAGGAUCUCAUGGCCCUGGAGUAUGUACCGGCUUUGAUCGAAGCAGGGGCAAGCUGCUUCAAGAUCGAGGGCAGACUAAAGGGGGAAGAGUAUGUGGCCCUUACGACAGCGGCGUAUCGUCAGGCCAUCGAUCGUGCUUGGGAGCCGGAGGCGGCUCCAAGCUCGUCUCCGAGGCUGGAAGGCCCCGGAGCCGAGUUGCUGGAGACCCCCGAAGUCACCCGAGCUUCCUUGGCGCAGGUCUUUGCCCGUGGCCAGGACUCCGAGAACGACGGCCUCUCACCUGGAUUCUUGGAGGGGCCCAAACACCAGCGCCUCGUAAGGGGACUGGCACCCAAGCACCGAGGCGUUCUUGUAGGCCGCGUCCGAGCAGUGCAGGCAAAGACGAAGUCUUUCGCUCUCGAGUUGGCUCCGGGUGCCAUCUCGGUCCCGUUGAGACCCGGAGCUGGGAUUUUCUUCGACACUGGCGACUUCGGCGAUGAUGUCCUGGGAGCGAAAAUCUCGAAGCUGAGGCUGCCCAAGGCUGGAGCAGUGGAAUCCAGUGAGGGCUUGGAAAAGGGAACAGUUGUUUUCGUGCGGCUGGAGUUCUUUGGCGAGACAGCGCGAGAACGCUUGAAGCGAUUAGGCUCGGAGGUAAAGCCUGGAGAUUACGUCUGGCGAAACAAAGACGAAGCAUUAGAGGAGCGGGCGAGGAUGAUCAAGCUGUCGCACCUGCCUGUCAGAGACGUGCCUGCUCCGCGACUCUCACCCGCUCGGACGCAGACACUGAAGCCUGGCUCCGCAAAGGUGGCGGAGAUUUUAAAUUCGCUGGUUUCUCCUCCGCUGCCACCAUGGGAGCAGCAGAAGUCAACAUCGUUCAUGCAGUCCGAGCUGCCCGUACCCCGCUUGACGGUUCUGUGCCGCAGCCCAGAACAAGCAGCUGCUGUACUGGCACUACCCAGGGGCUUGGUCUACGAGUUGCAGCUGGAUUUUUUGGAGGUGAACGGCCUGCAGGAGAGUGUUGAAGCUGCACGUGCUGCAUCGCAGCGCGUCGCCGUCUGCCUGCCGCGCAUCAUCAAGCCGAAUGAGGACCGCCUUUGGCAGUUCUACCGCCGCCUGGAAACCGAUGCUUUGAUAGUGCGGGGCAGCGGAGCUUUGUACCAACUCCUGGGCUUGGGAGACCAAGGCGAAGGCCGCCCCUACGAUGGCCCCGACGUCGUCGGUGACUUCAGUCUGAACGCUGCCAACACUGUGACUGCUGGCUUCUACUUGGGCUUGCCAGGCUUGGAGCGCCUCACGCCGACGCACGACCUCAGUGCGAUGCAGAUCUGCCAGAUGGCCAAACGCCUGGGCCCGGACAGAGCUGGCCGCCUGGAGGUCGUUGCGCAUCAGCACUUGCCCAUCUUUCACACGGAGCACUGCGUUUUUGCUCGCUUCCUGAGCAAAGGGAACGACUUCACAGACUGUGGCCAUCCUUGUGAGCGAUCCUCGCUGCACCUCCGGGACUCCAAUGGCAAGGACCACAAGGUCCUUGCAGACAUGGGCUGCCGAAACACAGUCUUCAACGCAAAGGCGCAGUCUGCAGCCAUGGACCUGGCAGCAUUCGCAGCUGCAGGGGUAGGCUUUCUGCGCUUGGAGUUGGUGGAUGAGCCCGCCGAGUCCGUUGCUAAUCUGGUGAAGCGUUAUCAUGCUGCGGCGCGUGGUCGACUCCCGGCCGACAAGCUUUGGGGCUUUGUGGCCCAGCUGACGGACUCGAACGGUCGAUGCCAAGGCGUGGAUCGAGGCAGCUUGGACGAUGCCAGUUGGCGCGAGAGGGACAAGUCCGAGAUGAAAGAGCGCUCUCAGGGCUUCGCGACGCAGUGCAAGCGCGCAUUGGACAAGUUGGGUGUCUUGGGUGUCCUGACAAUGAUGUCACCAGGUUCCGGACGGUCACAGGCCGCUUGCAACAGUGCCUUGGACAAGGCCAUCCGCAACGCGGUGGGCAGCCCCGCGCACGAGACAGGUGCGCAGGGGCUGCCCAAAGACGGUCUCUCGGUGAUGGGUUGCGGACCCACGUCCCCAAAGGGGACGCAAGCCGGACUCACUGGUAAUCUGGGUGGAUCACCGACUUCACGGACGCAAGGAUCACGGAAAGGACGGGAGACGGACUCGGAGGAGAUGUCGGCCAUGGGAUUGACUGUCCAGAGGAUGGAAACUGCCAAGGCCGCCGAGCAUGCCUCUGAGAUGGAGGAGCCUCAAGAACCUGAAGAGCCACAAGAAGGUGAAGAGGAGUUGCCAGCCGAAUUGGACGCCGAGUUCGACGUGGAUGAGGAAGAGCUCCUGUCCGAUGAUCAUCUGAAAAGCAUCCGCAAGUUGAUGUUCAUCCUGCGGCUGUGGAGCGGGAACAAAGCAUUCAAGAAUGGAUCGGGCGAGGAUUUGGAGGCCUCAAAGCCGCUUGCCGAUGCGGCAGAGGAGCGUGAGACGCCUGUGCAGCAGGUCUUCGACGUUGUAGCACGCGUGAAGGCUAGAUCUGGCGCCAUGCUCUGCAGUCAGCGCAGCUUUGAAAACCUCCUGGAAAUCCUCCAGAAAGUGGACAAGGCGGCAGGCGCCAAGAUCUACAAAAAGAUUCCACUCAGUAGAGUCAGGGAAGCUUUCAACGAGCAGAUCUCUUUGCAGAUCAGCCUUUCCAGCCGGUAUGGCCUCUCGGCCGCGGAAGCAUCGAAGGGCAUGGUCUUCGAGACGUUUCGAACUUGCAUGCACCGUCUCUUCUACCGGCCGCUGGAGACAGAAGAGGAGGUCAAGGAGCUGCUGAUCCAGUCGAAGGCCGCUUUCUAA
Symbiodinium sp. CCMP2592 is the source of this 3804-nucleotide messenger RNA. Lineage: Eukaryota; Dinophyceae; Suessiales; Symbiodiniaceae. The record is from the annotation of a GenBank genome assembly.